Molecule: messenger RNA, 10455 nt
Organism: Acinonyx jubatus (cheetah)
Lineage: Eukaryota; Metazoa; Chordata; Mammalia; Carnivora; Felidae
Gene: NBEAL1
Product: neurobeachin like 1
Exons: 54
Coding region: 77-8281 (2734 amino acids)
Biological process (GO): intracellular protein localization
Cellular component (GO): membrane; cytosol
Molecular function (GO): protein kinase binding
Source: RefSeq, a predicted model, not a curated record
AAAUGAACAUGCUGUGGUCGUGAACAUAAUUUUUUUUUUUUGGAGGAAAAAUUAAAGUGCCAGAGUGAAAGCCAGAAUGGCAUCUAGAGAGAGGCUCUUUGAACUUUGGAUGCUUUAUUGUACAAAGAAAGAUCCAGAUUAUCUGAAGCUAUGGUUGGACAAUUUUGUUUCUAGCUAUGAACAAUUCUUAGAUGUUGACUUUGAAAAGCUGCCUACCAGGGUAGAUGAUGUGCCUCCAGGAAUAUCUCUACUUCCUGAUAAUAUUCUGCAGGUUCUAAGGAUCCAGCUACUACAGUGUGUUCAGAAAAUGGCAGAUGGGUUAGAGGAACAGCAACAAACUUUGUCAGUUUUGCUCGUCAAGUUCUUCAUUAUUCUUUGCAGAAAUCUGUCUAAUGUGGAAGAAAUUGGGACUUGCUCUUACAUUAAUCAUGUCAUCACUAUGACAACACUCUACAUUCAGCAAUUAAAAAGCAAAAAAAAAGAGAAGGAAUUGGCAGAUCAGACAUCUAUUGAAGAAUUUGUAAUCCAUGCAUUGGCAUUUUGUGAAAGUUUAUAUGAUCCAUAUCGGAAUUGGAGGCAUAGAAUUUCAGGACGAAUCCUUAGUACUGUGGAAAAGAGCAGACAGAAAUACAAACCAGCUUCUCUCACAGUGGAGUUUGUCCCUUUCUUUUAUCAGUGUUUUCAGGAAAGCGAACAUCUCAAGGAAAGUCUUAAGUGUUGCUUAUUGCAUCUCUUUGGAGCCAUUGUAGCCGGUGGGCAGAGGAAUGCUUUGCAAGCAAUUUCUCCAGCUACCAUGGAAGUUCUUAUGAGAGUUUUGGCAGACUGUGAUUCCUGGGAGGAUGGAGAUCCUGAAGAAGUGGGUAGGAAGGUAGAACUUACUCUGAAGUGCCUUACAGAAGUGGUACAUAUCCUUCUCACUAGCAGCUCUGACCAGCGUCAAGUGGAAACCAGCACUCUUUUGGAGAACUAUUUUAAAUUGCUAAAUUCAGAUCAUUCAGCUUUACCUAAUCAAAGGAGGUCGAGACAGUGGGAAAGCCGAUUCAUAGCUCUACAGAUAAAAAUGUUGAAUACCAUCACAGCCAUGUUAGACUGCACUGAUAGGCCUGUUCUUCAGGCCAUUUUUCUUAACAGUAAUUGCUUUGAACAUCUCAUACGACUGCUACAGAAUUGCAAGCUAUUUUUAAAUGCUAACAAUAAGGUGGCAGACAAGAACGAGAAAGACCUUGCCAACAAAUUACUGACAGAAAUGAAUGAGGACCAGGUGUUUCAGGGGCAAUUGGAUUGUUUGGCUAUAUCAACCAUUAAGGCUUUGACAGCAGUAAUGAAUAAAUCUCCAGCUGCUAAGGAAGUAUUUAAAGAAAGAAUUGGUUAUACACAUAUGUUUGAGGUUUUAAAAUCCCUGGGUCAGCCACCGCUAGAACUACUUAAAGAACUCAUGAAUAUGGCUGUAGAGGGUGACCACACUUCAGUUGGGAUUUUGGGCAUUAGUAAUGUCCAGCCUCUCUUGCUUCUUAUCCAGUGGCUUCCAGAGCUAGAAUCCCAUGAUCUGCAAAUCUUCAUUUCUGAUUGGCUGAAAAGAAUUUGUUGUAUUAAUAGGCAGAGUCGAACUACUUGUGUCAAUGCAAACAUGGGAAUUCACAUCAUUGAAACCCUUGGUUCCCAUUCUUCCCUCCAUCGAACUUGUGCUGAGAACUUGAUUGCACUUCAUGGUUCCUUGGGGAGUCAGUCAGUGAGCUCAGAAGAAAUACGUCAGCUGCUAAGAUUGCUGAGAGUGGAUGAAUCUGAGUAUAUUCACCCUUAUACUACUCCUGUGACUCGAGCAAUUCUGACAAUGGCCCGAAAACAAAGUCUAGAAAGCGCACUGCAGUAUUUUAAUUUGUCACAUAGUAUGGCAGGAAUCUCUGUGCCUUCCAUACAGAAAUGGCCAGGGUCUGCCUUUUCUUUCAAUGCUUGGUUUUGCUUAGAUCAGGAUCAGUUGACUCUUGGCAAUGCUAACAAAGGAGGAAAAAGAAAACAAUUGUACAGCUUUUUUACAGGAAGUGGCAUGGGUUUUGAAGCUUUUAUUACCCAUUCAGGUAUGCUGGUUGUUGCAGUGUGCACAAAAAGAGAAUAUGCUGCAGUUAUGCUUCCUGACCACAGUUUCUGUGAUUCCCUCUGGCACAACAUAACCAUUGUUCACAUGCCUGGAAAAAGACCCUUUGGUCAGAGCUUUGUCUAUAUCUAUGACAACGGACAGCAGAAGGUCUCUGCCCCUCUCAGAUUUCCUGCCAUGAAUGAACCUUUUAUUUCCUGCUGCAUUGGUUCAGCUGGGCAAAGAACCACCACUCCUCCACCAUCCCAAAUCCCAGAUCCACCUUUUUCUUCCCCCAUUAUCCCUCAUCGGACAUCAUUUGGUGGAAUUCUGUCAUCAGCCUCCUGGGGAGGAACACUUGAAAAAUCAAAAUUGAUUACCAAAUUGAUAUCAGCUGGAACUCAAGAUAGUGAAUGGGGAUGUCCCACAUCUCUGGAGGGCCAGCUAGGGUCUGUUAUCAUAUUUUAUGAAGGACUACAGCCUCCUCAAGUGAAGGCAUUGUAUUUAGCAGGUCCAAACUGUUUAAGCCCUUGGAAAUUUCAAGAGUCUGACAUGGCUGACCUGUCUGGUAACAUCCUUCUUCACUAUACUGCAAAGGCUUGCAAAAAUUCAAUCUGUCUUGAUUUAUCUACUAAUUGUUUGCAUGGAAGAUUAACAGGAAACAAAGUAGUGAACUGGGACAUUAAGGACAUCAUAAACUGUAUAGGUGGAUUAAAUGUACUGUUUCCUCUGUUGGAACAAAUCAGCCACUUUGGUGAAGGACAGAUUUCUGAAGGAAUGAAUGAAAGUACAGUUUCUGAAUUGGUAACACCUGUAGAAGGAGAUUGGGUGGUAUUGACCUCCACAAAGGCUUCAGAGUCAAGAUUAGAGAGAAAUCUAAUUGCAACAUUUAUCUUGAUUGUGAAACACUUUAUUCAAAGACAUCCCAUCAACCAGGACAAUCUUAUUCACUCCCAUGGAGUUGCCACUCUUGGUGCCUUACUUCAGAAGGUGCCAAGUGCCUUGAUGGAUGUUAAUGUAUUGAUGGCAAUUCAGUUACUAAUUGAACAGGUAUCAUUAGAGAAAAAUAUGCAGCUCCUGCAACAAAUGUAUCAGUAUUUACUCUUUGACUUUCGUAUUUGGAACCGUGGAGAUUUUCCCUUCCGAAUUGGUCAUAUACAGUAUCUUUCCACCAUCAUCAAAGACAGCAGGAGAGUUUUCCGAAAGAAGUACGGUGUGCAGUUUCUCCUAGAUACACUUAGGAUUUAUUAUGGGAGUGAUUGUAAAUACAGUGAGCUGUCUGUAGAUGACAUUCGAACAAUAAGGACUUCUUUGUAUGGACUAAUUAAAUAUUUUCUGUGCAAAGGUGGAACUCAUGAAGAGAUACAAAGUAUUAUGGGUUACAUAGCUGCUAUCAAUGAAGAAGAACAGCUCUUUGGAAUUUUGGAUAUGCUCUUCAGUCUCCUGCGUACCAGCCCAACUAGAGGUCAGCUUUUCUUACUGCUGUUUGAACCAGGAAAUGCUGACAUACUUUAUGCCUUGCUCUUAAAUCAGAAGUACUCUGACAGACUAAGAGAAAUCAUUUUUAAGGUUAUGGAACAAAUGUUGAAAUGCACGAAUGUUUAUGAACGAAGUAAACAGCGCAUUCGGCUCAGAGAAGUUGGCUAUUCAGGAUUGGGACUUCUUCUUAAUGAAGCACCCGUUAAUGCCAAUCUCAUUAAAAGCCUCACCAAUCAAAUUAUAAAUACAGAUCCUGCUAUUAAUUUCAAAGAUCUGUUGUCCAUGGUAUAUAUAUCUCACAGGACACAUAUAAAUGUCAGGGUGGUUAUCUGCAGAAAGAUUUUACAGAUUUUGCAGUCCCAGCCAGAUGCAGCACAUCAAAUAUCUCAACAAGUGGGUUGGCAAGACACUUUGGUUAGGCUCUUUUUAAAAACAAAUUUUGAAAAUGGAAAUACUCUUCAUAAGCACAGUAGAGCUCUUUCAAUGAAAGACAAUGAUAAAAAUGUGGUAGGUGAAGAUCUUAAGAGGAACUUCGACGAAAAGACUGAUGAGGAAAAAAUCAACUCUUUUGGCUCAGCUAAUGUGUCUUCCGAUCAGUGGAGUUUAGAGGAUAGACACUCUCUAGACUCAAACACACCAUUAUUUCAAGAAGAUAGUUCUGUGGGAGAAUUAACUUUCAAAUCAGAGAAUCAAGAAGAAUUCUGGAAUAAUAAUCCUUCACAUUUGAGUUUAGAUUUCAGUGGAAUAGACUCGUGUGAACUGAGCGACAGUGGAAGUCACAUGCCAGACAGCUUGCCUAGUACACCAUCCCCAAUAGAAUCUACUAAAUCAUUUUCUGUGCCAUCUGACAAAGAGAGCAGCAUCACAAAUGAUAUGGGGUUUAGUGAUGACUUGUCGUUACUUGAAAGCCAAGAGAGAUGUGAGGAGGAGCUUCUUCAAUUACUGACAAAUAUUUUGAACUAUGUAAUGUGUAAGGGACUAGAAAAGUCAGACAAUAAUACUUGGAUUGAACGAGGACAAGUGUUUUCAGCACUAACUAAACCAGGAAUAUCCAGUGAACUACUUCGACCAUCAGAUGAAAUAAAAUUAAUUUUGCUACAGAAGAUGUUAGAAUGGGCAGUCAUGGAAAACAGAGAAUCAAACACGAAUCCAGUAACUGCUGAAAAUGCCUUGCGGCUCAUCCUGAUCAUACAGGACUUUCUGCAGUCAGAGGGGCUUGUUAAUUCAAACAUGUGGACUGAAAAGCUUUUAGAGGAUCUGAUGCUGCUCUUCGAUGGUCUGUCAGUUUGGUAUUCUGAAAGUUCAGUAUUGGCACAACUUUCUCAAGUUCAAAUCCAGUUACUUCUAGGAUUCAUUGGAAUGGGUAAUGUGCAGGUUUGUGCAAUGGCAUCAGCUAAGCUAAACACCCUUCUUCAGACCAAAGUGAUUGAAAAUCAGGAUGAAGCAUGUUACAUUUUAGGGAAGCUGGAACAUGUUCUAAGUCAGUCAAUCAAGGAACAGACUGAAAUCUACUCAUUUCUGAUUCCCCUUAUCCGUACCCUGGUUUCCAAAAUUUAUGAGCUUCUCUUCAUGAACUUGCACCUGCCUUCUUUACCUUUUACCAAUGGUAGUUCUUCAUUUUUUGAAGAUUUUCAAGAAUAUUGCAGUUCAAAUGAAUGGCAAGUUUACAUUGAAAAAUAUAUUGUGCCUUACAUGAAGCAAUAUGAAACCCUUACAUUUUAUGGUGGUCAUGAGAACAUGGCACUUUAUUGGAAGGAUUGUUAUGAAGCCUUAAUGGUGAAUAUGCAUAAACGAGACCGGGAAGGAGGAGAAAGCAAGCUUAAGUUUCAGGAGUUUUUUGUGGAGCCAUUUAAUCGAAAAGCACGCCAAGAGAACUUGAGGUAUAAUAAUAUGCUUAAACAACUUAGCAGUCAACAGUUAGUCACUCUGAGACGCUGGAAGGCAAUACAGCUCUAUCUUACAUCUGAAAGGGGACCUUGGGCUGAAAGGAAACAAAAUCCAGUUCACUGGAAACUAGCUAAUGUAGAAAAUUAUUCCCGCAUGAGACUUAAAUUGGUGCCAAAUUAUAACUUCAAAACUCAUGAAGACGCUAGUGCUUUGAGAGAUAAUCUAGGUAUCCAACACUCACAGCCUUCUAGUGAUUCAUUGCUUUUGGAAGUAGUGAAACAAGUAAAAGUUAGCAAUAUGGAAGAGGAUAAAUUAGACCUUCCUGAAGAAGACAUAACAGCCAGAGUAAAUAUUGAUGAAAAAGAAGAACAGGAUCAAAAAGAAAAAUUGGUGUUGUCAGAAGACUGUGAGCUCAUUACAAUAAUUGAUGUAAUUCCUGGCAGAUUAGAAAUUACUACUCAACACAUUUACUUCUAUGAUUGCAGCAUUGAAAAAGAAGAUGGAGUAGGCUUUGAUUUCAAGUGGCCUCAUUCUCAGAUUCGAGAGAUUCACCUGCGGCGUUACAAUUUAAGGAGGUCCGCCCUUGAGAUUUUUCAUGUUGACCAAUCCAACUACUUUCUCAAUUUCAAAAAGGAGGUUAGAAACAAAGUAUAUAGCAGACUAUUGUCACUUCAUUCUCCAAAUAGUUACGGAACCAGAUCACCACAGGAAUUGUUCAAAGCAUCAGGAUUGACACAGAAAUGGGUGAACAGAGAGAUAACAAAUUUUGACUACCUCAUUCAAAUAAAUACAAUGGCAGGACGAACAUAUAAUGACCUUGCACAGUAUCCAGUGUUUCCCUGGAUUUUACAAGAUUAUACUUCAGAAGAGCUGGACCUUAAUAAUCCAUCUGUAUUUCGAGAUCUUUCCAAACCAAUUGGAGUAGUUAAUGAUAAAAAUGCCAAAGCCAUGCGAGAAAAAUAUGAAAAUUUUGAGGAUCCUAUGGGAACUAUUGAUAAAUUUCAUUAUGGUACUCACUAUUCAAAUUCUGCUGGGGUUAUGCACUAUCUUAUUCGCACAGAACCAUUCACCACCCUUCAUAUCCAGCUUCAGAGUGGAAGGUUUGACUGUGCAGAUCGACAAUUCCAUUCCAUCCCUGCCACUUGGCAGGCUCUCAUGGACAAUCCAUAUGAUGUGAAAGAACUUAUUCCUGAAUUCUUCUAUUUCCCAGAGUUUUUGGAAAAUCAAAAUCAAUUUAACUUGGGUUGUCUACAAGUUUCCAAAGAUGUAGUAAAUGAUGUCAUUCUCCCCAAAUGGGCUAAGUCAGCUGAAGAUUUCAUCUAUAAACACAGGAAAGCUCUGGAGUCUGAAUAUGUUUCUGCUCAUCUUCAUGAAUGGAUAGAUCUGAUUUUUGGCUAUAAACAGAGGGGUCCAGCUGCAGUGGAAGCACUCAAUGUUUUUUAUUACUGUAGUUAUGAAGGAGCUGUGGAUCUAGAUGCCUUAACAGAUGAAAAGGAAAGAAAAGCCUUAGAAGGGAUGAUUAAUAAUUUUGGGCAAACACCUUGUCAACUGUUAAAGGAACCACAUCCUCCUAGAUUGUCAGCAGAGGAAGCAGUGCAGAAGCAGGCCAAAACAGACACUUCAACCCUGAACCUAUUUCAGCACCUCUCCGAACUCAAGUCAUUUUUUAUAGAGGGAAUUAGUGAUGGUAUUCCACUAAUAAAGGCCAUUGUCCCCAAAAAUCAGUCUCGCUCUUUUAUGUCUCAAGGCAGUCCUGAGUUACUGAUAACAGUAAGCAUGAAUUAUGUUGUUGGAACCCAUGGAUGGCUGCCUUAUGACAGAAACAUUUCUAAUUACUUUACAUUCAUCAAAGAUCAAACUGUGACAAAUCCAAAAACUCAGCGUAGUAUGAAUGGUCCUUUUGCUCCAGGGCUGGAAAUAACUUCUAAGCUAUUCAUAGUAUCACAUGAUGCAAAGUUGCUUUUCAGUGCUGGACACUGGGAUAAUAGCAUUCAAGUGAUGUCACUUACAAAAGGCAAAACUAUCUCACACAAUAUUAGACACAUGGAUAUUGUUACUUGUUUAGCUACAGAUUAUUGUGGAAUACAUUUGAUUUCUGGUUCGAGAGACACUACAUGUAUGAUAUGGCAAAUAAUACAACAGGGAGGUGUUCCCGUGGGCUUAGCAUCGAAACCCUUUCAGAUUCUGUAUGGACACACUGAUGAGGUAUUGAGUGUUGGCAUCAGCACUGAACUUGACAUGGCAGUGUCAGGAUCAAGGGAUGGCACUGUGAUUAUACAUACCAUUCAGAAAGGUCAGUACAUGAGGACUUUACGACCACCUUGCGAGAGUUCUCUACUCCUCACUGUUCCUAAUUUGGCGAUAUCUUGGGAAGGACAUAUUGUCAUCUAUUCCAGCAUUGAAGAAAAGACCAAUCUCAAGGAUAAGAGUGCACUACAUCUGUUUUCUGUAAAUGGCAAGUAUUUAGGGUCUCAAGUCCUGACAGAACAAAUAUCAGAUCUGUGUAUCACUGGAGAACACAUUAUCACGGGCAGUUUACAAGGUUUCCUGUCCAUAAGAGAUCUCCACAGUUUGAAUCUCAGCAUGAAUCCAUUAGCCAUGCGGAUGCCUAUCCACUGUGUUUGUGUAACCAAAGAAUACAGCCAUAUUCUUGUAGGAUUAGAAGAUGGCAAAUUGAUUGUAGUGGGUGUUGGCAAGCCAGCUGAGGUAAAACAUAGCAUCAAGAACUUCUUUUCCCGUACUAUUGGGGAUUCCUUUGGUUCUCCUUUGUUCCAGCUGAAUCAGAAGUCUCCAUUAUGGAUGAACAAAUUAACCAAAUUUGAUUUUUCAAAGGGCAGUAAAUGAAAAGGCGAUAAAGCUAGUAUUCAAGAGUGAUGUUUAUAUUAUGCUUCAAUUGAAGGCAUACAUUUGACAGUUUCUGUCCUCUAAAUGAAUAAGAAAGUUCUUUUAUUUUCUGUCUUUCCAAAUCUAGAUUCAAGACACGACUUGGAUUUUUAAUAAAUAAGAGCCUUUAUAAAAAAUUAAAUACAGGCUCAAACAAUAAAACUAUUUACUUUAAUUUCAGUAAAUACCAGUAUGACUGUAUGUCAAUUAUCCUUUUGUAAAAGCAUCAUUUUUUUACUUGGAACUACAGAUAUCCCCAUAUAAUAUCCUAAUUCUCGGUGAGUUUCCUGUAGUUACUGUAAACUUAUUUGCCAGUGGUUUAUCAAUUACUGAACAUUCAGAUAUCAUAAAUCUGAUACUGUUCCUUAGAAAACUUCGUGGCUAUACUCCAAGUAAUAUAGUGAUUCUGUUAGAAAGUUAAUUGUAUUACAUAGAGUCAAAUUAAGCAUUAUCAAUUUUUAUUGAUACCAUCAGUCUUUUCUGAGAAAUCUAAAAUAUGGCAUCUGUAGUAGUUGUUUCAAGAGAAGUCAUUGGUGAAUAACACAGUGUCACUGCUUUUAAUAAAUCUACCACGGGUCAUAGGAACCUUUUUGCUAAGUUUUCAUCAGUUCUUAUACCUGUUCAGGAUAUUAUUAUAACAAAAGAGAGGUCUUAUUAAAUUAAAGUGAUUGCACCAUUUACCUUCAGUUGUAACAGUCCCCCAAAGAAUGUCAGCAAGUCUGUAUCUCGGUAUUUCACUUACAUUUAAAACAUUUUAGGCAUUUUUUCUCUUUGAGUAUGUUUCACUUUCUGUGGAUUACUCACGUGCCCUUUAAAUUUGCCUGCAUCUCCCCACCUUAAGUAAUUUUUCAGUUUCUGAUUUUACUGAAUUUUUUUAUAUGAAGUGACCAUUAUGUGCACACACUUUUCUUUUAAAAAUCGAUUGGAACAAAAACACCUAAGCAACUUCAUUUUGUAGGCUUAAAUCAGUGUUUUGUACUGUUUAUUAAGUAAGUUUUUUGUCCUCCUUGAAAGUUUUAUGUAGUCUACAACACAUAGAAUCUGAAUUGUGUGCAGAUUUGGAAUAAAAGUAUUUUUUAUCUGUUUUACAUCUUUGGAUGUAUCAGUUGAAGUAUGGAUCUACUUUAGUACAUAAUCAAAUACUUAGAAUCUUGCAUAAUUAAGAUAUAAUUCCAUAUGACAGUAUGAUUAAAGCUUUAGUUAUGAAAAGAUCUUUAUGUAAAGAUCUAAAUUUAUCAUAAAAGAUCAAAGUCUUGAUUAAUGUGUACUUUAAGCCAUGUAUCAGUUUUGUAUAUUACACUGUCAGUAUGAAAUUCAUAUUUAUUAAUCAUAUGGUAAAGUGAUAAUAGAUUAAUGGAAAUAAUGUUUCUGGAAAUGAAAAUGCAAAACAAGCAUGCUAAAGUGUCUUUGCAUGAGGCUUGGUUUUUUUUUUUUUAUCCCUUUAAUAAAUGUACCCUAGAGAAGGGUAACCAUUAAAAAAGGCUGGCAGACAAAUAAAAAAUAGAUUAUACUUGGGAAAGUAAUUCCAACAAGUCAUAUUGUUAGUUUGAGAAAUGUGUCCCACAUGGAUUCUUUUUUGCCUUACCUAGAAUUAUAAGCACUUUUAGAGGGGCAUUUAUUUACCGAUUGGAUUAAUAUUUAAUUAAUAAUUGUUAUGUGCUGAGAAGCGUGCUAGGUGGUACAAAUUUAAUGGUGAACAAAUGUGAUUCUCACCUUCAGAGAGCUUAUGCUAUACUUGUUCUCUAAAUUAUAUUUUAUCAUUUUGUUGCUAAAUGUCAUUUUUUGAAAUUCUUAUAUCAAAAUACUCUAAAAUUAUUUUGUUUCCAUCAGAACAUUAUUGUACUUCUUAUUAGCCUUGUGAUUAGCAUCAAUAGUACUUUAAAUAUAAAAGGAGAAAAUCCUCAAAAUUAUGUGUCUUAUUAGCUAAAGUAAAAUUCAGAAGAUUAUUUUAAUGAACUGUGAAAUAUAUUUCUUUAAUUUAUAAAGAAAAGGACUGAUAAUUUGGACAAACUGGGGCAUUCAAUUUUAAAAUUUACACAUUGGCAUUAGAACUUUCUCAGUUGAAAGACAAUUGGUAUAGAGAAGCCUUUCUUUAAUUAUUAUUAAUCGAGAAUCAUUAAAAUGUUAAUAUGAAU